Molecule: messenger RNA, 1926 nt
Organism: Lampris incognitus (smalleye Pacific opah)
Lineage: Eukaryota; Metazoa; Chordata; Actinopteri; Lampriformes; Lampridae
Gene: pcsk2
Product: proprotein convertase subtilisin/kexin type 2
Biological process (GO): protein processing
Cellular component (GO): trans-Golgi network; Golgi membrane
Molecular function (GO): serine-type endopeptidase activity
Source: RefSeq, a predicted model, not a curated record
AUGCGCGGAUCUCCCCGACACGGGACAGCCCUCGGAUUUAUUUUACUUAACGCGCUUCUGUCGGCGACACAGGCUGCAGAAGAGGGGACCUUUACAGAUCACCUCCUGGUUCAGCUGCACGAAGGUGCCCAUAAUGAAGUGCACCAACUUGCAGCGCAACACGGGUUCCAGAGUGUCCGAAAGCUCCCCUUUGGAGAGGGGCUGUUUCAUUUCUAUCCCCAGGACAACUCCAAGAGGCGGAGCAAACGCAGCACUCGCCACAAACAGCGCCUCCAGAAAGACCACAGGGUGAAGGAUGUCUUUGAACAGCAGGGUUUUAGCCGUCAGAAGCGAGGCUACAGAGAUAUCAAUGACAUUGAAGUCAACAUGAGUGACCCCCUAUUCACCAAACAGUGGUAUUUGAUAAACACAGGCCAGGCUGAUGGAACCCCUGGGCUAGACCUAAAUGUGGCUGAGGCCUGGGAACUGGGCUACACGGGCAAAGGAGUUACUAUUGCAAUCAUGGAUGAUGGCAUUGACUAUCUCCAUCCAGAUUUGGCAUCAAAUUAUAACGCUGAUGCCAGCUAUGACUUUAGCAGCAAUGACCCGUUCCCUUUCCCGCGCUAUACGGAUGACUGGUUCAACAGUCAUGGAACGCGGUGUGCAGGAGAGGUGUCUGCUGCAGCCAACAACAACAUCUGUGGCGUGGGAGUCGCCUACAACUCAAAGGUGGCAGGUAUCAGGAUGCUGGACCAGCCCUUCAUGACCGACAUCAUUGAGGCAUCAUCCAUCAGUCAUAUGCCCCAGGUUAUUGACAUCUACAGUGCCAGCUGGGGACCCACUGACGAUGGCAAGACUGUGGAUGGACCCAGAGAGCUCACGCUGCAGGCCAUGGCUGAUGGAGUCAACAAAGGCCGGGGAGGGAAAGGCAGCAUCUAUGUGUGGGCAUCGGGUGAUGGUGGUAGCUAUGACGACUGUAACUGUGAUGGUUACGCCUCGAGCAUGUGGACCAUCUCCAUUAAUUCGGCCAUCAACGAUGGGCGCACUGCCCUGUAUGAUGAGAGCUGCUCCUCCACCCUGGCAUCAACCUUCAGCAAUGGACGCAAGAGGAACCCAGAGGCUGGUGUGGCCACCACAGACCUGUAUGGCAACUGCACCCUGCGGCACUCUGGGACAUCAGCAGCAGCUCCAGAGGCAGCUGGUGUAUUUGCACUAGCGCUCGAGGCUAACCCCAACCUGACAUGGAGGGACAUGCAGCACCUGUCGGUGUUGACCUCCAAGAGAAAUCAGCUCCAUGACGAGGUUCACCAGUGGCGGAGGAACGGUGUGGGCCUGGAGUUCAACCAUCUGUUUGGAUACGGUGUGCUGGAUGCUGGGGGCAUGGUGAAGAUGGCCAAGGACUGGAAGACCAUCCCCGAGCGCUUUCACUGUGUGGCCGGGUCCAUCCAGGAAACCCAUAAGAUCCAAUCUGGCAACAAGAUGGUGCUGGCCAUCACCACAGACGCCUGCCAGGGCAAGGACAACUUUGUCCGCUACCUGGAGCAUGUUCAGGCAGUGGUCACCGUCAAUGCCAGCCGCCGGGGCAACCUCAACAUCAACAUGACCUCGCCCAUGGGCACCAAAUCCAUCCUGCUGAGCCGAAGGCCUCGCGAUGAUGACGCCAAGGUGGGGUUCGACAAGUGGCCCUUCAUGACCACCCACACCUGGGGCGAGGACCCCCGCGGAACCUGGGUGCUGGAGGUGGGCUUCCAGGGUGAGGAGGCACAGCGCGGCGUCCUGAAGGAGUGGACCCUCAUGCUGCACGGGACACAAAGUGCACCUUACAUAGACCAGAUAGUGCGUGAUUACCAGUCCAAACUGGCCAUGUCCAAAAAGGAAGAGCUGGAGGAAGAGUUGGAUGAGGCGGUGGAGCGGAGUCUGAAGAGCUUGCUGAGUAAAAACAACUAA